GGACCAUAAUUAAUAGAGGCUUGUUGGAAAAUGCCAGAAAACACAAAAGUUGGGUCAAAAUUGAAACACCUUCAUCGAUCUAUUGGCUUUCGAUCUUUAAUUUCCAGGUUUGAUCCAAUAUUCCAACGACGCGGUUCCUGAAAAUUGAGAAGAAUCAGGAGCCCAUAUAUAUUACGCAUGCUUAUAUAUAUAUAUACUUUUCUCAACGGGAGUAUCAAGAUCACAACUAAUUCAUUUUUAAGGCUCUUAAAAAGUUUCUCUCUAGCUAAGGCACCUGAAACCUCUCCCCUCCCACUCACUCAUCUGCAUCCCAUUCCCUAAUGGAAGCAACAAUCGUCCCCCUCCAGCCUCCAACUUAUGGAAACUUCAUCACCGUUCUCAGCAUUGACGGCGGUGGAAUAAGAGGGCUUAUCCCAGGAACUAUCCUAAGCUUCUUAGAAUCUGAGCUUCAGAAGCUGGAUGGUGAAGAUGCAAGAAUCGCAGAUUAUUUUGAUGUUAUUGCAGGAACAAGCACAGGAGGUCUUGUAACUGCUAUGCUAACUGCCCCAAAUGAGAAGAACCGACCCCUUUUUGCUGCUAAGGAUAUCAAAGACUUCUACCUAAACCACUGCCCUAGAAUCUUCCCGCAAAACAGUUGUCCAUUAUUUCCUUAUGUUACAAAGAUUGUCAAAGCUCUUUCCGGACCAAAGUAUGAUGGAAAGUAUCUACAUAACAUUAUUAGGGAAAAACUAGGAAGUUUAAGAUUGCACCAGGCGUUGACUAAUGUUGUCAUCCCAACAUUUGACAUCAAGCGACUCCAGCCAACCAUCUUUUCUAGCUAUGAGGUAAAGAAAAACCCGAGCAUAGAUGCCUUACUCUCAGAUGUAUGCAUCGCAACCUCAGCUGCUCCAACUUAUCUUCCAACUUAUUACUUCGAAACUAAAGACGCAGAAGGAAAAGUACUUCGAGAAUUUAACCUUACAGAUGGUGGGGUUGCUGCUAAUAAUCCGGCCUUAGUUGCGAUGGGUGAAGUGUCGAAGGAGAUCAUUAGAGGAAGUCCUGACUUCUUUCCUAUAAAGCCAAUGGACUAUGGACGGUUUCUAGUAAUAUCACUAGGAACUGGGUCACCCAAACCUGAAGAAAAAUACAAGGCAGCAGAUGCAGCUAAGUGGGGCAUCUUGGGGUGGUUAACUAAGGGUGGUUCCACCCCAAUAAUUGAUGUAUUUUCUCAAGCAAGUGGAGAUAUGGUCGAUGUCCACCUCUCCGUUGUUUUUCAAGCACUUCAUAGUGAGAAAAGCUAUCUGCGAAUUCAGGACGAUACAUUAAGCGGGAUAGUAUCCUCUGUGGACAUAGCCACAACAAAAAAUUUGGAUGAUCUUGUAAAAGCUGGCGAAACACUUCUAAAGAAACUAGUCUCCAGAAUAAAUUUGGAGACAGGUAUAUGUGAGUUUGCUGACAAUGAAACUAAUGAAGAGGCUCUAAAAAGGUUUGCAAAACUACUUUCUCAAGAGAGGCAUCUUCGGCAUGCUAAGUCUCCCGUCGGACAUGCUGCCCAUCACAAACACAAAGACCUUGUUUGGUAACCUCUUCCAUUCAAGUAUGAGGAGAAUUUUUGAGUGGUUGUAAAAAGUGAUUGAUGUAAUAUUAAGUAGAAAGAAUUUAUAUGAAA
Messenger RNA from Alnus glutinosa, 1648 nucleotides. Its product is annotated as patatin-like protein 2. The transcript is spliced from 7 exons. NCBI's taxonomy places the organism in Eukaryota, Viridiplantae, Streptophyta, Magnoliopsida, Fagales, Betulaceae. Gene Ontology annotation, molecular function: glycerophospholipase activity; monoacylglycerol lipase activity. The record is from RefSeq and is a predicted model, not a curated record. Gene Ontology annotation, biological process: lipid metabolic process. Bases 321 to 1562 code for a protein of 413 amino acids.